Molecule: messenger RNA, 1172 nt
Organism: Clupea harengus (Atlantic herring)
Lineage: Eukaryota; Metazoa; Chordata; Actinopteri; Clupeiformes; Clupeidae
Gene: nxnl2
Product: nucleoredoxin like 2
Biological process (GO): sensory perception of smell; photoreceptor cell maintenance; visual perception
Source: RefSeq, a predicted model, not a curated record
UUACCAAUUGCAGUUUCACCAGACUCACUGACAGUUGUUGUGAGAAGAACUGUGAGGCUAGCUUCACAGUAACCCUCCACUUGCACCGCUGAGGACUUUGACUUCCAGAGAAUACUCCCGUGGAAUAUUCCCAGGACAUAGAUUCAGCAACCAGUUGCGGAAGUUGUGCAGAUCCAGGUCUCACUCUUUCAAAAGAUAACUUAGUAAGAAGGGGAAAGAAUAAUAUCUUGCUGACCGAGUUGCUACCUUGGUAACGCAGCUACAUUAGCAAAUGCACGAUAAUUCUUAACUCGUAGAAUCACGGGCUUAUAACGUAGCAUAGAUAACGUUAACUUAACACGUUUAUGGUUUUGCCUCCAGCAAUGGUGGAGGUGUUUAUAGGUCGAGCUCUCGUCAACAAGGAUGGGGAUGUCAUUGAUCCAGAAGUGGCACUGCGAAACAAAGUAGUAGGUAUAUACUUCUCGGCUGGAUGGUGCCCACCUUGUCGGGACUUCACGCCCAUCCUCUGUGAUUUUUACACUGAGUUGGUAGAAGAGGCCGACGUACCUGCACAGCUUGAGAUUGUCUUUGUAUCAUCUGACAAGUCCACAGAGGACAUGGUUGAAUACUACCAUGACAUGCAUGGUGACUGGCUUGCGUUGCCGUGGACAGAUCAAUAUAAACAUGACCUCAAGAAGAGGUUCAACAUCACCGCUGUGCCAAAGCUGGUGAUUGUGAAAGAGAACGGCGAGGUGAUCACAGACAAAGGCCGAAAGCAGAUCAGGGACCAGGGCCUGGCUUGCUUCCGAAACUGGCUAGAGGUGGCAGAGAUUUUCCAGAACUUUAAGGGGUAGAAUGCUCUCCUUUACCUCUGCAAACUAACUCCAUUUACACUGCUGCUCUUUCUAGGAUGACUGCUAGCCAUUGUCUCUCAGGCAUAUACAGUAGUAGCUAUGAGUUCAUACAUGUGCUCAUCUAGGCCUAUGCAUUGUCUCUCAGGCAUAUACAGCACUAGUUAUACGUUUAUACAUGUGCUCUAUGCAUUGUUUAUUUCACCUUAACAUUAAGUGUGUUUUUAAAAUACUGUGCUGCUUUUAUAUUAUUUUAUAUCUUACAGAGUUUUUAUAAGAAAUAUUUUAGUUGUUCAAAUAUAACCACUUCUAUUGCAAUAAAACUUUAGCUAAAAGCUUAAA